AUGAGAAAUGGUAUCUCCCGCUAUCAGAAACACCAUUCCCUAGAGGAACGGACUACGGAAGCGCAGUGUCUCACGCGCGCGCGCAGAAGCGGCCCUGGCACAAGCGCCAUCUGUCUCCCAGCCUUGAGGGUCCGCGCGUCGCUCCGACUGGAGAGCAGCCACCACCUAAACCGCCACUUGCCGCUGAGCGAGCCACCUUUUGGGUUGGGCAGCCUCCGGCAACCCAGCUCCAGAAUGUCAUCCCUGGCCAGGGCUGAGGUUUCGCAGCGCCCGGCGAGGACACACCGGCAGCUUGUCGUGGCUCUCGCCUGCCUGCUCCUGAGCUGCCCUGCGCUACAGGGACAGGUACCUCCGCCUGGGACCGAGCCCCAUCCGGCGCUCUACCUUCCAGGAGCCCCAGGAUCACUUGGUCGCAGCAUCCCCGAAGGCUCCGGUGUCCUGAUCGCCAACCCCGGGCUCCGGGUGCGGGUGGGGAGUUCGCUUUGGCUCGAUCCGCUCUGGGACCUGGUGAUUCUGGUACAGCCUGAGGACAAGCGAGAAGUGACGGUGCUGGAUGCCCUGCCGCUGCAACAGGGCUCACUGUCCCCAGGCCACUUUUCCUGCGCCUUUGGGCCCCACCAGAUCCAGUAUACUCACUUUGGCAACCCAGCACACGCCCUAGUGCCGCUGCAGCUGCGCUACGACGCCCUGGCUCACUCGCUGGUGCUGCCCUUCACGCUGGUGGUGGACGUUGUCUUCUCCCGGCUGGAGCUGAUGACGCGCAACAGGCCUUUGGCGGUGGAGAAGCUGCAGGGCUGGAGCCACGCCAUUGACAGAAGAGUGCUGGACUUCGCCUCCCCGGAGUCGGGAGCCGCGGUCUCUCGCAGGUACCGGCUCACCCCUCUUCCACUGGAGGGCGGCCCACUGCCCAAGUAUGGGAGCUUGGUAGACGCAGUGGGGACUCCUCUCCCCAGGGCCAGGGGCAUAGACUGUGAGACUUUCAUCAGGGCUGGUGUGCGCUACUAGCACACGGUAACCACCCCCUCACUCAACUGGGACUAUGCGCCCAUUAUGGCAGAGCUGCUAGGGCCAGAGGAUCCAGGCACUGGGUCAGUGGAGGUGCUGUCCUAGGAUUAUUUCCAGGUGCUGGUGAGGAUCCGCCAGGGAAUCAAGUACACAGCGCCCGGGCCCACCUUCCUGGCCACAAUGAUGAUGGAGGUUGACACCUUAACAGCCCAAACGCCUGACGCCCUGGCCCCUGAGGACAUAGCGUCAGACCCUGAUGACCUGGUUUUCAGCCUUUUUAAUGCCCCCACAGUCUGGCCAGAGUACCUGGAUCAGCAGGGGUAGUACCUGGUCAGCACAGACAAUCCCCUGGGCCUUCCAGUCUUCUCCUUCCCUCAGCUAGAACUGUGGGAGCUGAAACUUGCGUAUCAGCCCCCUACAGAGGAUUUGGAUGAGGAGUUCCUCUUACAGCUGAAGCUGGAGGUGAUGGAUGGAGAUGGUGCCACCUCAGAGCCCUUUGCCUCCGUGGUAGUGAACCCUAUAAACACCCUGGCCCCAGUGGCAACCCAUAACAGGGGACUACUGCUUUUUGAAGGCCAGUCAAGGCCCUUGACUAGCACCCACAGCCUGCAAAUAAGUGACAAGGAUAAGCCAGAAGAGGUCAAAGUGGCUGCUGUCAGGGGCUUAAGACAUGGGCAGGUGGUGCUUGGGGCACCUGCCGGGUGCAACCAUUUCACGCCAAUGGGCCUGGCAGCAGCAGUAGUGUACCUGCACAAUGGCAGCGACACCCACAGUGAUAACAUCAUCUUCCGAAUGGAGGAUGGGCACCACCAGGUGAAAUUCCUCUUCCCCCUCACCAUUAUACCUGUUGAUGAUGAGCCACCAGUAGUCAUUGCCAACACAGAACUAUCACUAACUGAAGGGCAGGUGGUCCAGAUCUCCCCCUUUGUCCUGAGUGCUACAGAUAUUGACUCUGAGGACUCCACCAUCAGCUUUGUGCUGGAGAAUCAGUUUAAAGAGGGAGAAGAGGGAGGAAGAGUUUGGGAGCCGGUCCCUGGUUCUUCCCACUCAAGCCAGCACCUGGUGGAGAUGCUGCUGUGGCAGGCUGACCCACCUCUGUCUCCCAUAGAUGAAGAGUGGCCUUAUGUGGAAAAGAAAGGACUUUAUGAGAAGGUGGUGAUGGAAUGGCUACAGCGAGAUAUAACGGAAGGGAGACUCUUCUAUAGAUAUCUUGCUCCACUAUCUGUAGUGACUCACCUGACUUCCCAUGUGCAAGAUGAUGAUGACCCACUCUAUCUAUCUAACCAGCACUUUUUCACUAUCAGGUUUCAGCCAGUAGACGUGCUGAGUCCAGAGCUGUAUCCUGGAACUAUUCUAGAAAUGAAUGUGCAAGAAUACCAACUCACUCACUUGCAGAAGAAAUUCCUCCGAUACAUUGACUAAGACUCAGAUGAUCAGAACCCGCAGUAUACCCUACUGACACCUCCAACUGAUGCAAAUGAGAAUCACCAAGUCCCAGUUGGAGAAAUUGUGCUCACUGAUGUACCAGACACCCAGGCCCAGGUAAAUCACCAAAAAGUUGCCUACCAGCCUCCCCAGACAAAGCCAGAUAUUGCACUCUGGGUUGUACAAUUCACCUACCAGGUGGAGGAUGCUGCAGGCAAUCGUUUACCAGGAACAUUCAUGUUAUUCCUGUAGCCUUUGAACAGCCAGCCUCAACGAGUCACUAACGGAGGCUUUAUUGCCUCGGAGGGAGGCAGCUUUAUCCUCAGCAGUAAUGAGCUGGAUGUUACAGACCCUGACAUAGGUGAUGACCAGAUCAUCUCCAUGUUAAUCUGGGAUCCCCAACAUGGACACUUGCAGUACUUGAAAAUUACGGUCCCAGGAGACUCUUUUAUGCAAGCUGAUAUUAUUAAUGGAGUCUCUCAUCAGCACGGCAGAGACCAGACUACUAAUGAUACCUUUCAGCUAGAGGUAAGUGACAGGGUAUACCAUGUACCCAUUACUGUCCAGAUUUCUGUGCAUCCCACUGCUGAUGAGAGUUCUAGGAUCUCUAUAACAGGUAAUCCAUUACUGGAUGUUUCCAUAGAUGUACCAGAGAAUAGGGCCACUGAAAUCACCAUGGAUAUAAUCCAUGACAAGAAGGACACAAGUGACUAAAUGCUGACUUUUAUUUUAGAGGACAGCCCCAAACUGGGCACCAUUCUGGUGAAUGGUUUGCCAACAGAAUGAUUCACCCAAGAGGAUCUCAUUAGUGGGGCAGUAGCCUAUACCCACACUGGAGGUGAAGUUGGCUUCCAAAAGCAGCAUGAUGCCUUCAACCUUACCCUCUGUAAGAAUUCUUAUCAACGGGUAGUGGGGAACAGCGUAGAGAAGAAGGUACAAGUACAAGUUACUGGGCUGCCUGUAGACAGUGGCCCCCAGGUCUCAAUGGGGGAGUCCUACAUUGUCUAUGAAGGUGGAAGGAGUCCCUUGACCUUGUAACAUCUCAGCAUUGAAGAUGUGGACACUCCCCAAGAUAAAAUAUUAUGCACAAUUACAGGCCAGUCAGCCUCCAGCUACCUGGAAAACAGUGCACCAGCUCCUGGCUCAGAUGUGUCAAGGAUGGGUAGCUCCAUCAGUGCUUUCUCCAUCAGAUAUGCCCAAGUGAGGCUUAUCAACUAUGUAUAGAGUAUUCACAAGAGGGUAGAGCCACAAGAAGAUCAAUUCAACUUUUAUUGCUCUGAUGGUAUCAACUUCUCCCCCAAUGUCUUCUUCCCUAUAACCAUCUUACCCACCUAUGAUGAACAGCCUAAACUUUUCAUCCUUGAGUUUGUGGUGUUAGAGGGAAUGAGCCUGGUCAUAGACACCCCACUGCUCAAUGGAGCAGAUGCUGACCUGCCACCAAAUGAGCUUCACUUUCAACUCACAGCGCUCCUUUGGCAUGGACGAAUCAUACAGCAGCUGGCCACAGGCAGCCAUCCCAUCUACAGCUUCUCCUUACAGGAGAUCCAGAAGGCCUCCACCACUGUGUAUGAAUAUGAUGACUCAGAGACCACAAAGGACAGUUGUGAAGUCUGGCUGAGCAAUGGCAAGCACAUCACCCACAGGAAGGUACCCAUCACAGUGAUCCUGGUGGAUGAUGAACCUCCUCAACUGGCCAUCAACAAUGGGCUGAAAGUAGAGACUGGACACACUGAGGUCAUCACAAACUGGGUCCUCAAGGCCACUGACCUUGACUUAGAUGAUAAAAGCCUCAGUUUUUCUGGGCAUCAAAAGGGGUUUCUAUAGCAACUGAGAAAACCCAGAGGGGAAGUGAGGAACAACCUCGUUCUGGGAAUGAACUUUACCCAGGAUGAGAUUGAUCGAGUCCUCAAAAGUUACAUCCACACAGGCCAAGAAGGAGUUCUAGACCUUAUUAAGUUUGAUGUGACUGAUGGGGUUAACUCUUUGAUAGAUGGCUACUUCUAUGUCACAAUUGGCAGCUUAGAUGGAAUUUUUGCUGAGGUGGUGAGCAAAGGGAUUCCCUUGAAGGAAGGUGGCAGAGUGACACUCACUACACAUCUGCUUAGCACCAGUGACAUCAACAGCCCCAAUGAACAGCUUCGCUUUAGCAUCACACAGGCUUCUCACCAAGGCCACUUGGAAAGCUCUGACCAUCCAGGGGAAUCCAUUGCCUCUUUCACUCAGCUUCUAUUGCCUGACAACAAAUUCUACAUCCACACUUCAAAUGAUGAGAUAAAGAUGGACAACUUCAAGUUGCACAUGACUGAUGGACAUAACACUGUGUUCAACUUCAGGAUCUUCAUCAUGGAUGUGGAUAAUAAGAAACCUGUCUUGACCAUCCACAAGCUGGUACUGCAGAAAGGUGAUAGCAAACCAAUCACCCCUUUUGAGUUGACAGCUGCCCCAGAUGAUCUUCUACUCUUUACUAUCAUCCAUGUCCCCAUCCAUGGUAGAAUUUUGUAUAAUGGCAGUCAUCCUGUUACCACCUUUACCAAACAGCACCUGAACAAGAACCUGAUCAGCUACUGGAUUGAUGGCAGAGAGACCAAUGAAAACAGUUUCUCCUUGAUUGUGACAGAUGGCAAUCACACUGAGUUCUAUGUCUUCCCUGAUGCUGCCUUGGAGGCACGCAAACCACAGGUAAUGAGGAUCCAGAUAAGCUCCGACAACAAGCUCCCCCAGAUUAUCGUUAACAGAGGUGCCCCAGCCUUAAAGCACCUUCAUGCUGGACACAUGGGCUUUUUGAUUACCAAUAAGUCUCUGAAGGCAGAGAAUCAGGAUACAUUUCACAAGCUCCUGAAAUAUAAAGUGACCAGAGGACCAGAGCAUGGUUUCACUGUCAACACCAGACUUGGAAAGGAGAGCAUGCAAAUGUUUACACAAGCUGAUAUUAAUGAGAUGAGAAUCUGCUACAUCUUAAAAGAGGGCAGCAAUGCAACACAGGACACUUUCUACUUCUCUGUUGAGGACAAUGGAGGAAACAAACUAACAAAUCAACCUUGCCAUCUAAACUGGGCUUGGAUUUCUUUGGAGAACAGCUACUACAUUGUGGAUGAAGACUCCACAUUCCUGGAAGUGACCCUCACACGCAGAGGAUACCUUGCAGAAACACCUUUUAUCACCAUUGGAACCAAAGAUGAAACUGCAAAAAAAGAUAAAAAUUUUAAAGGAAAGGCCCAGCAAUUGGUCUAGUUCAAUCCUGGACAGACUACAGCCACAUGGAGGGUGAGAAUUAUAUCUGACAAUGAAUACGAGGCUUGAGAGACCUUCCAGAUCAUUCUGUCAGACCCUGUCAUGGCUGCAUUGGAGUUUCCAGAAAUGGCAACAGUUGAAAUUGUAGACCCUGGAGAUGAAUCAAUAGUUUAUAUUCCAGAAGCAGGAUACAAAAUAGAGCAGGAUAUUGGAGAGAUUUUUACACCUUUGAGAUGGCCUGGAGAUGCCAGCCAGGAACUAAUGGUCCUUUGCUCUACACAGCAAGGUUCAGCCAAAGGCACAGUUCCCUCCACAGUCUUGCCUUUCUCUGACUACAUCUCACAUCCAGAAGGGCACAGCAGCAUCCUCCGCUUUGACAAGGAUGAGGCUAAGAAGACCUGCCGGGUCGUGGUCAUUGACCUUAAUGAAGAUGAGGAAUACUUCAGCAUCUUGCUGAGCCUGCCAGUGGGAGGGUGAGUUGGAGCCAAAUUCCCCACGACCAAUGUGAUUAUACUGGUGGAUUGUGAGGAUGAGCCUACCCUGCACUUGGAGGAUGCUGUGUAUCACGUCGAUGAAAGUACUGGCUACCUGGAGGUUUGCAUCUGGAGGAAAGGUCCUGACCUUUCCCAAGCAGCCUCCGUCAUUGGACGCUCCAGGAGGACUGAGCCAGACUCAGCAGAAGCCGGAAGAGAUUACGUUGGCAUCAACAGAAAUCCGGACUUUGCUCCUGGGAUACACAUGCAAAUAUUCCGUGUGACGAUCCACGAUGACAUAGGACAGCCCAUCCAGGAGGGUUCGGAGAAGUUCGAAUUACUUCUCCAGAUGCAUGUGGGUGCGGUGCUUGGAGAACCAAAUAUCACCAUAUGCAUCAAGGAUGCCACCAUUGACUGCAAGCAGAGUGCGUACAGUUUCUUUGAUUGAAAGGCUUUAAAGAACAAAAACAGCCAAAACAAAGUUCCUAACAAUAGAAGGAAACUCUAUUGUUUCUAGAUCUUAGUAACUCUGGGAUAUUAAUGAUAUUUUACUGUCAUUUGGAGUUAUAUUCCCAUGAUAUGUACACAUGUAAUUUGUGUGACUACAUAUGCAUACAUAUAUGUGGGGCUGAGCCCACAAAGGAUUACAUGGUGUUCUUGCUAUCCUUUUUCUAUUCUCUUUAAUCUUGUUUCUAAGUCCAGAGAAACCCACUGUCAUCAAUUAAAUCUAUAGUUAAGAACAAAAGGUUCGGUCCCUUUUUACUGAAU
Messenger RNA from Loxodonta africana (African savanna elephant), 6902 nucleotides. It is a transcript of the gene FREM3, whose product is annotated as FRAS1 related extracellular matrix 3. NCBI's taxonomy places the organism in Eukaryota, Metazoa, Chordata, Mammalia, Proboscidea, Elephantidae. The record is from RefSeq and is a predicted model, not a curated record. Gene Ontology annotation, cellular component: membrane. Gene Ontology annotation, biological process: cell communication; anatomical structure morphogenesis.